Messenger RNA from Loa loa (African eye worm), 765 nucleotides. RefSeq lists its product as hypothetical. The transcript is spliced from 5 exons. The record is from RefSeq and is a predicted model, not a curated record. Gene Ontology annotation, molecular function: S-adenosylmethionine-dependent methyltransferase activity; O-methyltransferase activity. NCBI's taxonomy places the organism in Eukaryota, Metazoa, Nematoda, Chromadorea, Rhabditida, Onchocercidae. The coding region runs from base 4 to 765 and encodes 253 amino acids.
AGAAUGGUCAUACCUAUCAAUAUCUUGAUAAUGAACUCGUUUAUCAACGUGUUAGUGAUAUUGUCUGAUAUUUUUGUGAUAGCCUUUGCAAGUAUCGCUCCAUGGGAUAACAAUAGUGUCUACGGAUAUUGCGUCAACAAAUCGGUUAAGAUGGAUCCAAUUCAGAAAAUUAUCCGUAAAAGGACAUUGAACCUACCGGAUGGAGGGAUGAUUGGAGCCCCGGAAGUGAUUCAGCUUGGCCAAAACCUUAUACACUUAAUACAAGCCAAAAAAGCUAUCGAUAUAGGUACCUUUACUGGUUCAUCAGCGGUGGCCUGGGCCUUGGCAAUGCCCAACGGAAGCGAAGUACUAACAAUUGAUAUUUAUCCUGGGAAUUAUGAGAUCAGUCGUGACCUUAUCAAUGCUAGGCCAGACAUUUACUCAAAAAUCAAGCGGCAUUUGGGACCAGCGGUACAAAAACUAGAUGCAAUGCUUGCUUCUGGAGAAGCUGGAAAAUGGGACUUCAUAUUCAUCGAUGCUGAUAAAAUUAAUUAUCCACGAUAUUAUGAGCAAUCAGUUAACUUACUGCGAUCUGGAGGGGUUAUCAUAAUUGAUAACGCCCUGUGGGGUGGAAGUGUUAUCAAAAAAACUCGUUAUCCAGGCGAUCGCAACACGGCAGCCAUUGAUGAAACAAAUCAGAAAGCUUCAAAAGAUUCCCGCGUAUACAAUUACUUGAUGAACAUUGCCGAUGGGAUACAUGUGAUUUUCAAAAAGAAUAAUGAAUAA